CUAAACAGAGUAUCCCAAAGUCACAAGAUACCUGCGCCGUCGGCGAGCAUGGAAAUGAAAUUGCCAGCGCGGCGAUCAGGUUUGGGGUCGAACGUUCCCCAGGAUAUCGAUCUCCCUGGCGCCGUGCCAUUGGUUGCGCCCUCGAGAGCUUCGACUCGCCGGGGCCCGCGGCGCGUCCACAAGUGCCAAGUCUGUCACAAGGAAUUUUCGCGGCCGAACGCAUUGAGGACUCACAUGAACGGACACAAUAAACUGCGACCGUUUCCGUGCGGAUAUCCCCACUGCCAUAGGACAUUCAGUGUUCGCUCGAAUGCUCGGAGGCAUUUCAAGACACACAAGAAAGGUGCCUCACUCGAGGUUGUCGAGGACGCGCCGGUCCCUUCGUCGAAGACGCAGACGACACCAGUCACAUCACAGGCCCAUUCAUCCUCUGAGUUGACUUUGACUUUUCCAUAUUCUGUAAAUCCAUCCGGCCCAGCCCAGUCCACCAGAGAAACCAGCCUCAAAUUUCAAGAUUAG
This is a messenger RNA of Mycena citricolor, 519 nucleotides long. Lineage: Eukaryota; Fungi; Basidiomycota; Agaricomycetes; Agaricales; Mycenaceae. The record is from the annotation of a GenBank genome assembly.